AUGUCGACGCGCAGAAAAGUGGGAGUGAGCACGGCGACGACGGAGAGCGCGCGCAGGCAACUCAUGGCACCUGUCGCGUGCUGGGAGAGGCAGUGGGUUAAACCCGACGCGGGUGCCAGCUUCAAAGUGUACAGAUGGGUCAAGACAGACAAGCCACAGAAUUUCGACGACGACGAAGGUGGUGUAGAUGAGCCGCUUGCGCCUUUGCCGGACGAGCCGGAAGUGAUUGAAGACGACGAGGAUGCGCAGGACGAGACGGCUGCGGCGACGCCUGCUGCGUCUGUGGUCCCUCCCGAGGCCAUUUCACGCGCGACAUCGGAACCUGACCUGAAGGCGGAUAGUCAUACAGAGUCCAAGGCUCCGUCACCGAAGCCGCAUCCACUCUCUAUGUCCUUCGGCCCGGACGACGCCGCAAUGGAGGACUCCGCAGCGGAUGGGGCAGGGCCACUGGGCGAGGAAACUGUCGAAUUAGGAGAUGCAACCGCCACACUAGGCGCAGACGACCUGGGCGCGAGCGAUGCAGAUCCCCUCGGUACAGGCGCGUUGGGAGAUGUCGGGACGUUGGACGGCGCUCUAAGCAUGCCGCUCCCCGUCUCCGAGUCGGCACAACUCGACGAGACCACGAUCCCAGGAUUGGACAUGUCUGGCUUGGGACCCGACGGAGAGCCAUUUGAAGGUGCCCACGAGCUGUCCCAAAUGCAGCCCGAGGAUACGCUUCUGGGCGGUGGACAGCGUUCUGGUAUCCAUAGGAUUCUGUGGAAUAUUCCAUGCCAGUAUGGGUUCCACCAAGACGACACAAACGGCUGCCUGGUCAACAAAUGA
Messenger RNA from Peniophora sp. CBMAI 1063, 822 nucleotides. NCBI's taxonomy places the organism in Eukaryota, Fungi, Basidiomycota, Agaricomycetes, Russulales, Peniophoraceae. The record is from the annotation of a GenBank genome assembly.